AUGGGCAGUUUUCGACCCUCCAACGUGUGGCCCAAUCUCGUAGCAAAACUCGAUUGCCAGCCUCUCAUGCUCACAUCUGAAGAACAAUUGAAAUUAGUUAGAAAAAAUGCGCACCAACGGGCGCUUCAGCUCGUCACUAGGACAUACUCUCUUCUGUCGAGGAACUGGUCCAGGGCAAGAUGCACGGUCGGCUGGAGCUUGGAAACUGAAUGUCCUGCUUUUCCCCAUUAUGUCAUUGAAGAGCAUGUAAGACGUGUCAGAAAAUCUGGGAUUCAUAGCUCUGGAUUCAAGGAUUUCUUGUUGAAGCCAGAACUCUUGAGGGCUACUGUAUAUCAAUACUAUCACUCUACCUCGGAGAAGUUGAAUGUUCAACACGAGUGCAUUCCUCAAGAAAUUCUUGGGAUGGAUGUUAUUUGCCAAGCCAAGGCUGGUAUGGGGAAAACUGCUGUGUUUGUUCUUUCGACGUUGCAGCAGAUUGAACCCAUUCCAGGUCAAUUUGCGGCUCUUGUUCUAUGUCGUACUAGGGAACUAGCUUAUCAGAAGUUGAUUCUUGCUCUUCUAAUUGUUAAUUCUGACGUCUUGGUCAUCUUAAGAGUCAAAAAAAUGAUGGGAGUAUUUUUCCAUUUAGGGAGAGGGAGACAUCCAGGUAACUGGUGCGUACAAGGGGCACUACACCGAGGAGCGGAGCUAAUCGACGAUAUGCUUGAUGUCGUCAGGAAGGAGAGGCGGAGAUUGCCUUCGAGGUUCAAGCGUGGCCAAACUCAGUCUAUUUUUAAUCUGCAAUUCUCACCUUCGAUGUACCAGCUUUUGAUUAUUUGGGGAAAAAAAAAAGAAAAAAAUCAAUGGUAUAAGAGCUUUAUGGAUAUUGCGUUUACGGAUAUUGCUUGUUGUGUAUUGCCAAGCCUUGCUCCUUCUUUCCUUUACAAUGUUCAAGAUGGCGCUGUGCUGUCAGCUAUUUUCGAUGAAUCUUUCCCCUUUAAGUUAUCGAAGGAAGCAUUGUUAAGCGCAAACCGUGAUAUUGAUGCAUCAUUUUGUAAGGUGAAAUUUAUGUACUUGAUGAUGUAUUAUACUUGCUUUAUUAUCUGUACUGAUGAGAAUAUUUACAUAGUGAAGGAUGCUUCCAAAUACAACAUCAAUUAUGGCACUACAGCAACAGUUGUAGUUGUACUUCUAGCUGAUAAUCAAAUGCUUGUUGCUAAUUUAGGCGAUCGAAAGGCAUUCUUUGUGUUCUCAACUGUCUGUAGGGUAGCUAGGGACAAAAGAGCUGAUGGUGUUUCCUCAUCCUUGAAGGAGUACCAUCACUUGAAGUCGAUGGCGUCUAAUGGAUUGACAUAUUUAUUUACCAAGAAACUGACAAACGAUCACCAUCCUUAUAGACAUGACGAAAAUCCCGGGUUGAAUCUGCUGGAGGCAAUAUCACGGAGUGGGCUGGUGUAG
Molecule: messenger RNA, 1437 nt
Organism: Striga asiatica
Lineage: Eukaryota; Viridiplantae; Streptophyta; Magnoliopsida; Lamiales; Orobanchaceae
Source: the annotation of a GenBank genome assembly